Molecule: messenger RNA, 2463 nt
Organism: Aspergillus welwitschiae
Lineage: Eukaryota; Fungi; Ascomycota; Eurotiomycetes; Eurotiales; Aspergillaceae
Product: Zn(II)2Cys6 transcription factor
Exons: 4
Coding region: 1-2211 (736 amino acids)
Biological process (GO): regulation of DNA-templated transcription; DNA-templated transcription
Molecular function (GO): DNA-binding transcription factor activity, RNA polymerase II-specific; zinc ion binding; DNA binding
Source: RefSeq, a predicted model, not a curated record
AUGGCUUCGAAUCCGGAAUCAGAGUCUGCUUCCCCGUGUACUUCGUCUGCCUCGAAGGUUGCCAUCCCGAGAUUAUCAAUCCGUGAAGCUACCGCUAGGCCACGCACUAGAAAGGCAUGUAAGGGAUGCAGAGAACGCAAGGCUAAAUGCGACGGUCACCAACCAUGCAAUCGAUGCGCGGCUUUGCAGUUUCGAGCCACGCCAGAAGACGGAGAUCUUAUCGCUCGGACUCUUGCCCAUUACAGCCUGUCUGACAUGAGCGACACUAUCACAGAUCAUGCACACCCCCCAGCUACAGGAGAUGAUACCAUUUAUGCAAUAGAGUGUGUACAGGAAGACUUACAUAGUAGUAAGGCCUUGCAGCCUAUUGGAUUUAUUGGCGGUCCUUCUGAGCUGUCCUGGAUUCAGGAUCUGAACCAGGAGGUCGAGAGAUACACAUUAUGUUCGGAAGGAGAGACUCCGAAUAGACUUCCAAGUAACGACUCAGAAGUUCUGAGUAGGGUGAGUUAUUUCCUGGAUGAUCAGGACCUGGCCAUGUAUGGAAACAUUGAUUUUCAGAUUCAGCCAUCUCAAGAUGUUGCAGAGCGACUGCUCAGCCUAUAUUUUCAUACUGUGCAUCCGUCGUUUCCCAUUAUCAGCAAACUAUCCUUUACGCAACAGGUGGGCAGCUUUUACGCUAAGCCCGAUUUACGUCCGCCGAAGAAAUGGCUCGCGAUUUUAAAUUUGGUUUUUGCUACCGCCGCCAAGUUUGCACAUUUGGUACCCGAACAUUUGGUGCAAUCUAUGGAUAGCCCUAUGGUGUAUUUCACCCGGGCUCGGCGGCUUAGCACCACAGAGAACCAAUUGACUGAACAUCCCAACCUCCAACAAGUGCAGAUUGAAGGUCUCACUGCGUUUCUGUGCAUGGCGUCAGGCCAUAUAAAUAGAUCGUGGAGAGCAUGCGGGAUCGCAAUAAGGUCUUCCAUUGCUAUGGGAAUAAACCUUCGGAAUCAGAGUAAGGAGAUUUCCAAUAUUUCUAGGGAGAUUCGGUACCGUGUUUGGUGGUCACUCUAUACACUGGAGAACACCCUUUCUGUCAUGACUGGCCGGCCUACUGGAACUUCAGAUAGGUUCUGUACGACGCCUUUGCCGAUACCUUUCCAAGAGGAGCAGUUUCAUGUAAAUCCUGCUGCCAGACUCUUGAAGGACUCAGAAUUUCGAGCUGAUUAUAUGCGGGACUUUACAUCAUUAAAGCGCACACUUGCGAACCGGCCUUCGAAUACCGACCAAAUUAGCGGCCAAAUGCCUGCUUCAAAAGUUCAAGAUAUUGUGCCUAACACUUCUCAAUAUUUUCUCUAUUAUGUCGAGCUGACUAAGAUCAUGCGUCGAGCGAUUGAUUCCUUGUAUAGUCCAGGAUUCGCGAGACGUCCUUGGCUUACCAUCUAUGCAGCAAUGAUAGACCUGGUACAUGAAACAGACGAAUGGCUUUCUUGUUUAGCUGAAGAAUUCAGCUUCAAGUGUCAUCAAGGCUCAGGCCAAUUUGAGAGGUUGAGGUGGAGCCUUGCCGUCAGAUUUCAUAGCGUGAGAAUCACAAUAUGUCGACCCUCCCUUUGUCGAUCGGGAAGGCACAGGCAAGGCACGGAGCCUCCCAAGGAUCUCCAGCAAACCGCAGAGAUAUGCAUUGAUUCAGCAUGCCGGAUUCUGGACCUUCUGCCUGAUAAGCCUGAUAAGCCUGACAGAAUCUGGUUGGCUCAGGUGUCUCCAUGGUGGUGUGUCCUACACUACCUUGUGCAGUCAGCAACCAUACUGCUGAUAGAGCUGGACUAUCGCGUCCGAACCGGUGCCGACCAGGCCGCUAAUAUCAACUCACGUAUUGGAAAAGCAUUAGACUGGCUUUCAGCUCUGGCGGUUGAUGAUCUCGCUGCGGAACGUGCUUUCAGGGUCUGCGAUAAUCUUCGCCGUCGGCUCUUUCUCCACUCUAUCAUCGAACCGGACAGAAUUCCUAAGUUCACUGCGGAGCUCACGACGAAUCUUUCCCCUGCCGCGGGAGUCUCAAGUUUAGUCUCUCAGGCUGAACACAGUCCCACCCCCGUCUCAUCUGUGCCACACAGAACGGGAGAGUCGGCGUUUACGGACUCAGAAAUGCGGAACGAGACAACGUUUCAUCCAGCUUUCCAGACAGCAUAUGAUGAAUUUAUGCCGUACAAUUUGUACAGUGCACGGAAAUCCUAAUGUUAAUUGUGCGCGUGUCACUCGUUUUGCGGCUCUUGAGCUGUAGUCUUAUAUAUGCUGAGGAAGCGGUUCCAUAUGUGGAUAUCUUAUUUCAUCCAAUCUCGUCGGAAACAAUAUUGAAUCCAGCCCCGUACUUGCCAACAGGAUGCUUGGCGUCAUACGAUGAACUUAGGUAUAUUCGUACAGAAUCAGGCUACGUUGUUCCCCAUCUUGUCUAGCCAUUUGAAGUCGUUGCGGGCUGCUUCCGCCGAC